GUCGUGGCGGCGUACAUGGCGUCGCUGUCGUUCGGCCUCACGGGCACCUACUCGGCGCCUGCCCUGCAGGACAUCCGUAAGCACAUCCACUUCACCGAAGACGACACCGGAUGGUUCGGCGCGCUGGCUACCCUGGGUGCAGUCUUCGGAGGUCUGGUUGGAGGGCAGCUUGUGAACUGGCUGGGCCGCAAGGGUACGCUCCUCUUCUCAACGGCUUCGUUCACUUCUGGCUAUCUAUUCAUCAUCUUUGGACCAUCCACCAUCAUGCUUUUUGCGGGCCGGUUCCUGACAGGCGUCGGCAUUGGAAUAGUGGCCCUCGCGGUGCCCGUGUUCAUCUCCGAGAUCUGCCCUGCAAACGUGCGGGGACUCCUAAACGCAGGAAGCAACAUGGUCCUCACCAUUGGUAACCUGAUCGUCUUCGUCUUGGGCAAAUGGCUCGACUACAAGUGGUUGGCUGCCUGCUGCCUCGCACCCAGCGUCAUCAUGGCAGCCACAUUGCCCUGGUGCAAUGAAUCACCGCGCUGGUUGCUGCAGAAAGGCCGCCGCAAGGCGGCCAUGGAGGCCCUGCAGUUCUAUGUGGGCACCGAGAUCGAGAAAGAGCUUGAGACUCUGGAGGCGAGCAUCAGCAACGUUGAAGUGUUCUCCUUGCACGACCUCACAUUGCCGCACGUUUACAGACCCUUUCUCUGCACACUCCUUCCUAUGUUCAUGCAGCAGUUUUCGGCGAUCUGCAUUAUUCUCUUCUUUGCGAACGACAUUUUCGCGGCCACCGGGACGUCCAUGUCUCCCGAAGACUGCACCAUCAUCGUCGGUGUCAUCCAGGUGGCCGUGCUGCUCGUGGCCACUCUCCUGAUAGAUCGACUAGGAAGAAAGGUCCUGCUGCUGUUUUCAACUGCCGUGACGAGCUUGAGCCUCGUCCUCCUAGGACUGUGCUUCGACUUCAGGAAGGCCCAAGGAGACGAGUUUCUCAAGUCCUACGGCUGGCUGCCAUUGGCCGUGCUCAGUGUGUACUUUGCCGGUUUCUCAAUGGGGUUGGGUCCCCUUCCGUGGGUCAUCCUGGGAGAGAUGCUGCCUCUUCGUGUCAAGGGCUUUGCCACUGGCAUCUGCACCGCCUUCGGCUUUUCUUGUGGCUUUGUGGUCGUCAAGGAGUACCAUGAUAUGCAGGAGUUCAUGGGAACCGAUGGCACAUACUGGAUGUUCGGCGCCGUUAUAGCCGCCUGUUUUUUUGCCGUCUUAUUUUUUGUGCCUGAAACAAAGGGCAAGAGUUUAGAAGAGAUUGAACACCUGUUUCAGAAGGCGUCUUCGUUUGAGGAUACAAAGAGAAGUAACGGAGCCGCGGUGGACAGGUUAAGGGCUUAG
Messenger RNA from Ixodes scapularis (black-legged tick), 1359 nucleotides. RefSeq names its product facilitated trehalose transporter Tret1-like. NCBI's taxonomy places the organism in Eukaryota, Metazoa, Arthropoda, Arachnida, Ixodida, Ixodidae. Gene Ontology annotation, biological process: transmembrane transport; carbohydrate transport. The record is from RefSeq and is a predicted model, not a curated record. Bases 16 to 1359 code for a protein of 447 amino acids. Gene Ontology annotation, molecular function: sugar transmembrane transporter activity. Gene Ontology annotation, cellular component: membrane. The transcript is spliced from 2 exons.